CAUAACAACAAUUUUAUCUUUCCAGAUUUAAAACUACAAAACCCAAUCCACCUAUAAUAAUCACACAAUCACUCAUCAACUUUUUCCUGCGUGCUUCCACCCAAAUACACAGAUGUUGAAAUUUGUUAUUCUUCACGUUUUCUUCUUCAUCAUCAUCAUUUUUGAAUUUUCAAAUGGGUUUUCAGAUUAUGAUGCUUUAAUGAAGCUCAAAGCUUCAUUAAUGGUGGCAUCAAAUACCUCUGAAAUAUUAGACGACUGGAAAGUCGAAAACUCACAUUGUUCGUUUUCGGGAGUUUCAUGUGAUGAAAACUUUCGUGUAACGUCGUUGACGAUAUCCUAUGUUCCUCUGUUCGGAACUAUCCCGCCGGAGAUCGGGAUUCUGAACAAACUGGUCAAUCUGACGCUCGUAUCAGAUAACCUCACCGGUCCAGUUCCGGUGGAAAUGUCUAAUUUGACGUCGAUUAGAUUCAUUAACAUCUCUGGUAAUGUUUUCAAUGGGGAGCUUCAGGGGGAUAUUGUGGCAGGAAUGACGGAGCUGGAGGCUUUCGACGUUUACAACAAUAAUUUCAGUGGGAGGUUGCCAGUGGAGUUUGUGCAGUUGAAGAAUCUAAAAAUUUUGUAUCUCGGAGGUAAUUUCUUCAAUGGAGAGAUUCCGGAAGAUUACUCGGAGUUUCAGAGUUUACAGAUUUUAGGUUUGCAACAAAAUGAACUCUCUGGGAAGAUUCCGGCGAGCUUAUCACGUGUGUCGACUCUUGAUCAGCUUCUCACCGGGUAUUCCAACAGUUUUGAAGGAGGAAUUCCGCCGGAGUUUGGUUCUUUCAAAUCACUAAAACUACUAGAUCUCGGAGGUUGUAAUCUCAACGGAGAAAUUCCGGCAAGCCUUGGAAAUUUGAAGAUGUUGCAUACUCUGUUUCUUCCGUUCAACAAUCUCAGCGGAGAAAUACCUCCGGAGCUUUCCGGAAUGGUUAGUUUGAAUUUUCUUGAUCUAUCGAACAAUAAUCUAACCGGUGGCAUACCGGAGGCGUUCUCGGAACUAAAAAAUCUAACUUGGAUUAAUAUGUUCGGCAACCGUCUCGCCGGUCCUCUUCCUCCCUUCAUCGGUGAUCUCCCGAAUCUUGAAGUUCUUCAGAUCUGGGGGAAUAAUUUCACGCUUGAACUCCCACAGAAUCUCGGCCGUAAUGGUCGGCUACUUAUGCUCGACGUCACCGGAAACCAACUCACCGGACCAAUUCCGAAAGAUUUGUGCAAAGGAGGCAACUUACGACUUUUGAUUUUAAUGGAUAAUGACUUCUUUGGGCCCUUACCGGAAGAACUUGGUGGCUGCAAGUCUUUAACGAAGAUUCGAAUCAUGAAGAAUUUCAUCAACGGAACUAUUCCCGCCGGCAUCUUCAACUUGCCGGAGCUUACCAUGCUCGAGCUUGACGACAACAAUCUUACCGGCGAACUUCCUAAUAAAAUGUACAGUCAGUCUCUUCAAAGUGCUUCAAUGUCUAACAAUUGGAUCACCGGUAAGAUACCUCAGGCGUUUGGUGAUUUACCGAAUCUAACAACUCUAUCUCUCCAAUCAAAUAAGUUCGUCGGUGUAAUUCCAGAAGCGAUAUUUAAUCUAAAGAAGCUUUAUGAAAUUAACGUCAGCGACAAUAAUCUUAGCGGUGAGAUUCCGGCUUCCAUUGCUACAUGUGUGCAACUUACGUCCAUUGAUUUCAGCAGGAACAGCUUCAUUGGUGAAUUUCCCAGAGGAAUUUUAAGUUUGUUCAAUCUGUACAUACUUAAUGUAUCUCGAAAUCAACUUAAAGGUGAGAUUCCGACUGAAUUAGGUCACAUGGAGAGCUUGACAGUGUUGGACCUCUCCUACAAUCAAUUCUCCGGCAGAGUCCCAAUCGACGGACAACUAAAGGAUUUCAGUGACACCAUGUUUUCCGGUAACCCUAACCUUUGUUUACCACAAACCGCUCAUUGUCCGAUCAUCUCCACAUCACAAAACAACAACCCUUCAAUCCCCGCAUCAAAGAUUAUGAUAGUAAUCAUCGUUGUAAUCACAACCAUAUCGUUAUUCAUAUAACAUUCAUCAAAUAUAAAAACAAACACUUCGAGAAAUCCAACGUCUGGAAGCUAACCACAUUCUAACGCUUAGAUCUAAAAGUUGAAGACGUUCUUGAAUGUUUGAAAAAUGAAAACAUAAUCGGUAAAGGUGGAGCUGGAAUUGUGUACAGUGGAUCAAUGACGAAUAGUGUUGACGUAGCAUCAAAGGGUUAAUCGGUGGGAACCAUGGAUUCGACGCCAAGAUCCAAAGUACAACAAAUUGGCAUAUCUCAUGGAAGUUUAGGAGAUUUUACACGGAUCGAAAGGCGCACAUUUGCAGUGGGAAACGGGGUAUAAGAUGGUUGUAGAAUCAACGAAGGGACUGUGUUACCUUCACCAUGAUUGCUCUCCGAUGAUCUUACAUCGAGAUGUGAAGUCAAACAAUAUACUUUUGGAUUCCGAUUAUGAAGCUCAUGUUGCUGAUUUUGGGCUCGCUAAGUUCUUGAGGGAUAAUUAUUAUGGUGCUUCCGAGUGCAUGUCUUCCAUUGCAGGAUCGUAAUGGGUACAUUGCACUAGGUAUAAGCUUCUAAUGCAUGUUGCUAAUUAUAAAAGUAGGUUAUGUGAGAAGAUAGUAGUGAAGAUAAAAGUACUAUCUAUAAUGUAUAUUGUACAUGUAUAAUGCACA
This is a messenger RNA of Lactuca virosa, 2707 nucleotides long. The record is from the annotation of a GenBank genome assembly. NCBI's taxonomy places the organism in Eukaryota, Viridiplantae, Streptophyta, Magnoliopsida, Asterales, Asteraceae.